UGACAGUUGACGCGCCGGAAGAGAAACAUUCCGCUUCCGGUUGCAGUCCCGGUGAGCGCAAACACUGAGCGUGAUGUGAGGGCUGCAUCGUUUUGAAAUCAGAUUUAGCAGACUGCAGCAGGGACAGAGGCGGGGACUUGGUUUUCAAACACAAGGAGCCAUAAGGAAGGAAACACUGCAGAUUCCAGAAGCUGGUUGUUGAUUUUUCUCCACACUGCAGACACUGGGCAACAACAUUCAGACUGCAGUGUGACUUUACCGAGGUCGCGUCACUGCCAUCCCCCCUCGGUGGCAGCUGAAGUUAAAUAGAGGAAGGAGGAGCAGAGAUGGACCAGAACAACAGCAUACCGCCCUUCCAGGGCCUGGCCUCCCCGCAGGGUGCCAUGACCCCAGGCAUGCCAAUCUUCAGUCCCAUGAUGCCGUACGGCUCAGGCCUGACGCCCCAGCCAGUCCAAAACACCAACAGUUUGUCUAUUCUGGAGGAACAACAGCGACAGCAGCAGCAACAGCAACAGCAGGCACAGCAGGCACAGCAGGCCAACACAGCAGGACCAGGGACGUCCGGACAGACCCCUCAGCUCUUCCAUUCCCAGACUGUAGGGGGCUCCACCACCACAGCACUCCCAGGGAGCACUUCACUGUACGCAACCCCGCUGACGCCCAUGACCCCCAUCACACCCGCCACGCCAGCCUCAGAGAGCUCUGGCAUCGUGCCGCAACUACAGAACAUAGUAUCUACUGUGAACCUGGGCUGUAAGCUGGACCUCAAAACUAUCGCUCUGAGAGCCAGGAAUGCAGAGUACAACCCCAAGCGUUUUGCUGCGGUCAUCAUGAGAAUACGAGAGCCCAGGACCACUGCUCUCAUCUUCAGCUCUGGAAAGAUGGUCUGCACUGGGGCCAAGAGUGAGGAGCAGUCAAGGCUAGCUGCCAGAAAAUACGCCCGGGUCGUGCAGAAGCUGGGUUUCCCUGCCAAGUUCCUGGACUUUAAGAUUCAGAACAUGGUGGGCAGCUGUGACGUCAAGUUCCCCAUUCGGCUGGAGGGACUGGUCCUCACUCACCAACAGUUCAGCAGCUAUGAGCCUGAGCUGUUUCCAGGGCUGAUUUACAGAAUGAUCAAACCCAGAAUUGUCCUUCUCAUUUUUGUCUCUGGGAAGGUUGUACUGACAGGUGCGAAGGUGAGAGGAGAGAUCUACGAGGCAUUUGAGAACAUCUACCCCAUCCUGAAAGGUUUCCGCAAGACAACGUAGACCCACCCUCUCCCUCUCCUUUAGUCACCGCCACCAUCCUCUGUUUUUACUCUUAUUUUUGUAAGUCACGUCAGAAUUGAACCUAUACUGUGACCUCUAAAAGUGGACUGCCAUUGGGGGCUGUUAUGUAUGGAUGGGAUUAGUUGUCACCCCCCACCACACCCCAACAUGCAACUUUCAGUUAAUCUCCAAAGGAGGUCUUUUUCUUACAAUUUCUCCCCAGCUUUUUUUUUUUUUUUUUUUUUUUUAAAGCCUAUUUCUGUUGUCCGGUUUUUAUAUCCCUCGCUGUACAUAGAAGACUGGAAGGACGUGGAGUUACUCCUGCUGAUCAGAUGAAAUCCAGUAUGACUUGGACUGGCUUUGUUUCAUUUUAAGCAGUGUUUAAUGGUUUUUAUUACUAUUGUUUUUAUUAAUUGUUCCCUCACUUUGUCUCUAGACUGUUGGGGCUUUCUGCCUCAGUUCUUUUUUAUGUGUUAGAAUCCAGUUCGAGUAUUUACAUCUUAACAGACUGAUUUCUUUGGAAGACCUGGUUUCAGUUUCUGAGUUUUAUCCUCAUAAAUAAAUUAACUUGUACAUUCAUGUCAGUGGAAUCUGGUUCAUUUUAUUUUGAUUCCAUUAAAGAGUAACUAAACACCUUGA
Molecule: messenger RNA, 1886 nt
Organism: Myripristis murdjan (pinecone soldierfish)
Lineage: Eukaryota; Metazoa; Chordata; Actinopteri; Holocentriformes; Holocentridae
Gene: tbp
Product: TATA box binding protein
Exons: 9
Coding region: 327-1247 (306 amino acids)
Biological process (GO): DNA-templated transcription initiation
Molecular function (GO): DNA binding
Source: RefSeq, a predicted model, not a curated record